Molecule: messenger RNA, 1324 nt
Organism: Lasiosphaeria miniovina
Lineage: Eukaryota; Fungi; Ascomycota; Sordariomycetes; Sordariales; Lasiosphaeriaceae
Exons: 2
Coding region: 425-1123 (232 amino acids)
Source: RefSeq, a predicted model, not a curated record
AUUCAUGAAGGUUGCUGAUCGGGGCACAAUUGAGCUGCCUGCCGCUAGCGCGCCGACUAAUCCCGGGUGCCGCGUCAUGUCCGCCGUUUUCGUCCUGUCUCACUUUCAUAUGCUGCUGCAGGCUGCCGUCAAGCCACAGUUUUUAGCUAGGCGGGUGGCUACGUAGGUACCUAUAAGUCUGGGGGUUUAGUAAGUGCAAGGGGCUGAUUGGCUUUAACCCCUCCCGCUCAGCCGCCGUCUCCUCCCCUCGGCCUCCCCUCCUUCCUCAAAGGCAACCGCAAAGCAUUGGCCGCUUGUCGACAACAAGAGAGGCACCAGCCAUCCGCAUCUAGCCCAAAAGCUCGGCCAGUCCCUGCACGAACAACUCAACUCGAGAAGCCGUCUUCUCGCAGCACAGCAAACAGAGGACAACAAAACAAUUACAAUGGUGCACUCAGCUGUUGACCUCAACAAUCUCAACUGGCCUGACUACGAUGCCUAUGCGGCGUCGGCGAACCGGCAGUCGGGGUCGCGGCUGUUCAAGGCGCUGCCUGCCGAGGUGCGGCAGCUUAUCUACGUCGAGUGCUGGCGGGCAUCGGGUCUGCGCCAGCACGUCUUCCGCCGCAAGACACCGCUGCCGCCCGUGCUCCGCGAUCGCGAAGGCCGCCUCGUCCGCCCAGAAGUAGACCCCUACCAGGCCGAAGAGGGCCUGUGGACCCGUGCCUCGUGCACCACGGACCCGUGCGCCGACGACGUCCGCUGGCCCAGGUUCUGCCGCGCCCGCCCCGGCCAGUCGGCCGACGCCUCCAUGUGGGCUGCCCGCCUGCGCUCCGACUGGUGUCUGCAUUGGGCCUGCGAGGAGGAAGACACGGGCCACGUCGACCACUACCGCCGGCAGAACCGGCUCAGCAGGAUGCUGCAGCAGGACCUCUUCUGGAACACGCCCGCCGUCCACCGCCACUACGAGAGAGAAAUCGAAGAGGCCCCCCCGUCCGACCCGCCGGCGCGUCGCUGGGCCGGCUUCCUGCCCGUCAUGUUGACGUGCAAGCAGAUGUGCGUCACCCCGUACUUUUCUCUCUGCACAAAGCUGACCCUCGGCACCCAAGGUACCUGGAGUCCGUGGCGUCCAUCUACGCCAACGUGACCUUCGUGUUCACAGACCUGCAGGAGGCGGGCAGCUUCUUGAGCCUGUAUGGGCAGCGGGAGCCGGAGCGCGGCGCGGUGCGGUCCGUCGAGUUGUGCGUUCGUAUCAUUAACGCGUUGACCGAGUUGUAUUUCCCGCCGCGCCCCUCCAGGGCGGCCCCCGGAGCUAUUGCCAACGACAACAACAAUAACGACAACAACA